Messenger RNA from Cyprinus carpio (common carp), 4391 nucleotides. RefSeq names its product orofacial cleft 1 candidate 1 (gene ofcc1). Gene Ontology annotation, cellular component: perinuclear region of cytoplasm. NCBI's taxonomy places the organism in Eukaryota, Metazoa, Chordata, Actinopteri, Cypriniformes, Cyprinidae. The record is from RefSeq and is a predicted model, not a curated record.
ACUGAAUGAAUGCGCUGUUUUACUGGCAUAACAGCACAUUAACAUCCCAUAAUGACAUUCCAGUGUUUCAUACCUAACUGAGGUAAUCUGGAGGAGCGGAGGAGCAGUGGAGCUGAGGAAACACUGGAAGCAGAUCAUCGGAGUGACUUCAAGGAAAGUACAAACAGAAGUUGCAGCAGAAGGCUGUGGAGCAACCUGAGCAGAAGAAAUCCAAGUCGGCUGAAUUUCUGAUGGCAGAAAGAGUCUUGAUGGAGGGUGCUGUGAAUCCUGCGUUCCAGGAGGACUCAGAGGAAGAGAGCGAGAUGAGAAGUGGCGGGCACGAUAGCACACUUGCAGCUCAGAAGUGUGUGGGGCUGCAGGCCACAGCUACGACACGAGGAAAUGAAGGUGCCCAAAAUUACUUUGACCCCUCUUCGGCAGCGGAGGGUGACCCAAGGCGGUGCAGGAUGUCUGGGGUCGGAGGCAGAGAUGAGCUGGAAUUAAAAUUUAUGAAUGAAGAUGAGAGAAACCUUUAUGAUAAACUUUCUGAAAUGUUUCAAGAAGAAGACGCCUCCACUGUCAUAGAUUUACCAGGUAUGGUGACAUCUGAGCAUGCUGAGUAUGUUGAACCAGCAGCUGAGAAUGGAUGGAGGGAUCGACGGAGGGCUGAGCUGUUGGAGAGGAGAGCGGAGGUCAUUCCUCCGUACGUGGAGCAGCUCAAAGAGUGUGUUCAGAGAGACAUGAUCCCAGUGAGCAGACUCACAUUAGAACAGGAAGAGCGUUCAGAGCGAGGGAAGACGGAGGAAAAGGUGUGGGCGAGGAAGAAGAGAGUAAUGUCGCUCUUAAGGGGAAAUUCAAAGAUUAGGCGCAUAGAUGAAGAAGAAGCCAUUCUGCAGGACAGACUCUAUGCUGUGUUCCAGCGGGCGGAGAAUCGUCUGCUGAAUUCUCUGCGUCAACGCCAGGCUGAGGUCGUCAACCAAUAUGGUGAAAUUAUUGAAGAGACAGAAAACACAGAACAUUUGGGCAUUGAAUCUGACCUCCACUGGCAGGUGGAAUGGAUUCGGACCCCGGAGCCCAUAGAGGUGCUUGUUUUGUGUUUGAGGGCCGUGAGAGAGAAGCUGCCCAGAGGUCUGUACUCACUGAGCGUGUCUCUUCAGACUCAGCUGGGCGGCCGCACGCUGCGCUGGUCCCGUCUGCAGGAGCAGCAGUGGGUUGGAAGAACAGAACCCGUGGAACACCAGGGCCGAUACUUUGACAUAGAGCUCAACAUUAACCAGAGCCUCUACAUGGUCUUGCCUGCAUCAUGUGAUCUGUUGCCAUCCAGUGCGUUAGUGUUCAAGCUGUUAUCUCUGCCUGGAGAUCACAGUCAUGUGAGUUCUGUAGUGGGCUGGGGUGCAUUUCCCAUCUGCGACUGCUCCUUCCAACUCUUCAAUGGCAAGUUCAAGACCCCUCUCUUGCGUGGCAGUCCGAACCCCUCACUCAACCAGUUCCGCAGAAUUGAGCAUCUGCUUUCCACUGACCUGGACAACUGGCUAUGCAACCUUUACUUCCAGGUGAAGAGACUCCCGCGGGGUAGCACCGGGGUGCCGGAGCGCAGCUUCACCCUGCAGAUCCCUUCUCACCCCCAGCUGAGCUCCAGCCAGGGGCUUCAUCCCCAUCCGGACACCUCCAUCCACUCUUCUGCUUCUCUGCCAGGUAAGAGCCCCAGUGGAGCUGUGUCAGCCUCUGAGCCCAGCAACCAGACAAACCGCCACAUCGCUGAGAAAUCCAAGGCCGAAAUUCAUAGCAAGAGCGGCAGGCAGAAGAAGAUAAUCGAGAGAAACAGUGAGGCGCUCAAACCUCUCCCUAAAGAUCAGCUAGACCAGUUCACCUUCUCUGUGAGAUCUCAGCAUCACAAUCAGCACAGGUCUGCCGCUGUGUGCUGUGGGACAGGCGAGAGAACACGUCUGGCAGUGCGUCUCCUCCCGUCACUGCUCGGUUUGUCCUGCCGUCCACGUCCUCAUCUGUCUCAGAUCAGUCUGACCAUUCUCCUGUUCAGCUUAAUGUGGUUUCCCCGUCUAUACCUUCAUUACUGCAGCCAGUGGCUCUUCCUGCAGGCUCAACACAUCCCCAUCAACAGAUUUGGGUUGAGUGCGCACACGGUGGAUCUGGUCUAUCAGGGUUCGCUGCUGUCUACCCUGGAGGAGGUUCUGCUGGUGCUGCUGGGCCCCCUGACCUUGAAUGCAGCUACGCUACUGCUGCUCCUGAUCAGAUGGGGCUGUCAGCUAACGUUUGGCUCACCGCCCUCCUUCCUGUCAAAGUUUAUCAUGGCUGCGGCGGUGUGGACAUUCCUGGACCCUCUGGCGGUCUUUGCUGUGGAUGCCGUCCUGGGGCGUCUGUCCUACAGUGCAGAGGAACCGUUAGCAGAUGCUGCUAAGCUGUACUGGCAUUUCUUUCGGACUGAGCAGUCGGGCACAGCAGGCAUCAUCAUCACACUCUUCUUGUACGGGGUCCACAGCAUCCUCUCCUUCACCUUCAUUUAUGUUUACUUCCUCAGACUUCACAAUGAUGGGAGACUAUUAGAUAUCUACCAGCGGCUCCACAGCACUGAGGGAGCAUUCUUUGUUCCACAUGACAUGGAGGUUUCCAACCAGGAGCUCAAUUACAUUGUAAAGAAGGCAGAGCAAUGGAGAGGCUUCAAUGGAGAGAGACGCAAGGUGGCAGUGUAUGACUACAUCUGGAUGGAGGAGGAGCCUGUGGUAGGAUUGGUACCACCUUCGGGCACACCUAAUACCGGAUGUGAGACCAGCACCCAUUUAUCCAUCUACACACUUCACUUGAGCGGCCUGCGCCAACAUUACAGACACUUUCUGAGACAACCUGAUGGAGCCAUUAUAGAGGUGAUGCAUGAUUCUGACAGUAAAGAGUUUCGGCGAUCAGAGGCGCAUGAGGAACAUGGGAGGAUGAAGAAUGUGAUGCAUCUCAGAGAGAGGAAGAGGAGAAAACCUGCCUGGCGAUCACACAGGGUUGAGCCUCUUGGAGGAAGUGCCUGUGACUCAAGCAAUGGAAUAAAAGAGCCCACCCCAUAAAUUUAAGUAGCCACACUAUAUAUAUAUAUAUAUAUAUAUAUAUAUAUAUAUAUAUAUAUAUAUAUAAGUGUUUCAAAACCCAUGGGUCCUUUACCAUAGAUUUGAAUAUAUAUACACACACCAGUGUAAAGGGCAAGUGUCUAAAAAUCUACUGAACAGCAGAUUCAAAGUUAAAAGUCAGAGAAAGAGCUCUCGCAGCAUUUGUUUGCAGAUGCUUCUUGGUUUGAUAUUUUAGAGCUUUUAAGUGUGACUUAUGUGUCCAAAUACUUUUUUAAGUAUUUAAAGUAUAUAAAACUGUAUACCUGUAUACUAUAGCAAAAACAUGGUAGCAGAACUCACAAAGGACUCCAGUAAAAGUUGCACUACCAUGGAUUUGAAUGAAAAUUUGAAUGCAUUCUGAAUUACAUUAAUCAAAAGCAACAUAAAAUCAGAUUAUGACUUUCAUGGUUUCCAGUUUUUGGUGUCAGAUCUCCUUUGACAGAAGUAGAAACCAAUACCAGAAUGUCGAAGAAAAGUACAACACAGAAAUGCAAAGCAGUUCAUCACUCAGGAAACAAUGUAAAGUAACAGUUCUAUGAAGACAUGAAUGUGGGUCGUUUGGUCUUCACUGCUGCUUCAACACCAUGAAAAAUGACGAUUCUAAAAGUCACUUAUCAAGACACAGUGAUAAAAUAUCAAUAUUGGGGCCACAUUAAGCAGGAUAAUAUUCUGUCUGCCUUGAUUUGUAUUGAGUAUGUGUCUGCUGCCCGGUGCUUGACGUAAUGAACUCGACCACAAAUCAGGCCUUAAUGGGGCCCUACUUAUAUAUACUGCUUAAUUAAAGGUUGUGGGCUUAUUAACAUGUGUCAGCGGUGGCGGCCGGGUGAGAUUGAAUCUGUUCGUACGGUGCCAGGUUGUAAAGGUUUUAUAGAUAACCUAUCAUUAUUAAACCCCAUUGCUUAAUAUCAGAUCUUAAUAACCUGUCAUUUUCAUUGAUGAUGAUUUUCUUUAUGGGAGGCCAUUAUGGCCCAAAGUUGCGGCUGUUUGGGGAAAAGCUGUUUGGGACUCUCGGCACCUCAGAGCUUAUGACUCUCGUGUGCUCAUUGAACUUUCUGUCUUUUAUGCGACGAGAGAGAGCAUCAGUGAGUAGUGACCAGAGGGCUUUUAGCUCAGAACAGCCCAGCUGAGAUGAGCCUUCAUCUGUUUCUCUCUGUGUAGAGUUCAAGAGAGCUUCUUCCCUGACCAGCAUCAGAAAAACACAUUCAGCCCAUCAUACACAUUCAUAUCCAUCAUGCAUUCUUGGAUUUUUAUUAGAACUGAUAGUAGAUGGCAUACAUACAAUAUACUGAACCACGUGUUUGUUUG